AAAGGUGGAGCUUAUGAGUCAAGAGGUGAAGACUUUAAAGAACUCGGAUGAUUAUAUAUCACAAAAUAGUAACUAUAUACAUACUAAAAAAUGUUAAAACGAGUUGUGAAAUGGUUUAAAAAAGAAUCACAAACUAAAAGAGAACGACAAGAAAUUAUAAAGCAAUGGUUUUCUGAUUCAGGAAUUGAAUGGUCUGAUAUUGAAAACUUGUUAUUUUGGAAUGAUCCUAGAAUAUCUCUGGCUGCUUACAUAAUUUUUACAUUGUGUUUCUGGAAAUUCCUUCUUUACAGACUGCAAUGUUUUGCUAUUCUCAUUGUUGGGUUUUGUGUGUCAGUCCUUUUCGACAAUAUACGGUUGUACUACAAACAGUAUAUGCUAAAAAAUUUACAGAUUGCAAUCAGAGAAGAAAAUAGAACUCUUGGUUUCAAUCUGGAUGAUGCUUGUGAAUGUGCUGCAGAUAUUUGGACACAGAGCGAAGAACAUUACAAAUACCUAAUGAAUUUAAAAGACACUUCUAACCCUAAGCUUGUGCUCUAUCUUCUUGGCUACAUUUGCAUUCUGGUGGUUAUUUUAAAACAUAUUCCUGUUGCUCAAAUCCUGUUUUUGCAAGGUACAUUUCUGUAUUUUCUACCAAUUCUCACUUAUCUUGGAAUAUCUGACAAAAUUGUUGAAAAAGUAGAUAGACUUUUUGCACCUAUCACUAACCACUGGAUGCACAACAAAACAAAAAGAAGACGAAACAGAUUGAGAAAGUUAGACAGAUUGAACUCUCCUAAAAAAGAAAUGCAACAUGUGGCAUCAUCUUCUGACACGGAUGAUAAAGAAAACGAUGAAUUUCUUCCCGAGCGAAGCCAUUAUACAGAAAAAGUGUUAACUUCAAUGCACGAUGAUUCUUUUAACGAAUCUUUUGAUGAAUUUGAUUUGCGCGGACAGCAACGCGUCGAAGUUGCAGAAAACUCAUCCGAUUACGACGAAGAAGCGUUUAUACCGUCUUACAACAUCCAACCAGGCCAGGGAAUGCCGUCAUUAUCUCAAUUUGAUAGCAUGAUGGAACCUCUAAACGACGAUUUCUAUGGCGGUUUGGAUUUCAAGAAUGUUUCUGCAACUACAAGCGCUAAUUUCGGCAUACCUAGCAACUAUCAACGCCAUCAUGGCAACGACGACGUCGGGCAGGAUACGGACGAAGAUGUCGAAGAUAUUCCUGUUGAGCAAGCGGACGGUGUCAGAUUUGCUCGUGUAGUGACAACCAAUGAAAACCUGUCUGAUCACGAAGAACGCGGUUUGACGCGUACUAUAAAAACCGACGACGACGCUGUUGACGAAACGUCGUAUCGUGAUCGUCAAGAAUAUGAGUUUUUAGAUAAAACGGAAUUACAUAACGUCACGGACGAAGAAAUCAAUGAACAAGCGAUCGGUCAAUCUUCCAUUUCGAAAGGAGUUUCAAAUUUCUUGGGAUACUAAAAUAAUAUUUUCACACGACUUUAAUAAAAUGAGAUAACAGGAGAUGGGAUCUUACUUGUAGAUAACAUUAUGAAUACACUGAUUAUUCGAGAGAGGUAUUUACUUAUACAUUUAUAGAUAUGGCUAAUGCUUUGAAAAGGGCUUUUUGGGCGUUUUUAUUUGAUAUGGCAGGACAGUGCACCAUUCUGCUCUUUUCUAGACUAACUGUUUUUGCUUUUAAACAGGGAGCUUGUUAUUGCGCUUUUAGAAAAUAUAAAGAUCUAAUUUUUCACCUUAAAUCACUCUACAAAAUUUUUAAUUUUCAUGAUUAAUUUCUACAAAUAAUGAGUGUUUAUUUUAUUUUUUUAUCUUUUUCAUAAUGAAAGAGUAAAAAAGAAAUGUAUAUAUCCACUCUGCUUCAUUUGAAAUAUGUAUGUAUUACUGUAAAUAAAUAAACUAGAAGCCUUGUGGCUUUGACACUACCACUG
Molecule: messenger RNA, 1928 nt
Organism: Hydractinia symbiolongicarpus
Lineage: Eukaryota; Metazoa; Cnidaria; Hydrozoa; Anthoathecata; Hydractiniidae
Product: reticulophagy regulator 3-like
Exons: 9
Coding region: 91-1461 (456 amino acids)
Biological process (GO): reticulophagy
Source: RefSeq, a predicted model, not a curated record